UUCCUAAUACAAAUACAUAGCUCUUUCCACAACACCACCACUACUUUCUCUUUAAUCAUUGGUUGAAUCAAUGACGAUAUCUGUAUCCUCAUCAAACUCUCCUAAACCACAAAUCAUCACUGAGAUGAGCAAGGAUUUGCCAAGGAUAAUGCCUGUGUCCACAUCCACAUCGUGCAUGUUUAGGGUUUCACUGUGUCAAAAGAUCAAACGACCUAAUACACCAGAGAAAACCAGGAGGAAGAACCAGAAGAAAACAUACAAGAAGAAGAUGAAAGAAGAGAAAGGAAAGAGAGGUUUCAUCAGACCCGGGUUGGUGUUUCCAGUUAAGAAGAUGACUUCUGUAAUUUCCGGUGCCUUCAGACGCAAGAAAACACCCAAAGUUGAAAACAGAGAACAGAGAGAUGAUUCUGAAAGAGAGACUACUGAAGCUGCUAAGAGCAUGGCUGUUGUUAAAGCAAAACCCAAGCAUAUCUUACUUCAGAAGAAGAGUUUUUGGGGAAGCGCAAGAAUUGGACUCAAGAUACUCAUCUUAGGGCCAAGAUUGAAGACGAGAAGAAGAAGAAGAAGAAGAAGAAGACAAAGAAGAAGCGUAAGCUUCAGCGAGGGUAAUGGAGACGAGGAGCUAUGCAAGAAGAGAAUACUAAUGGGUGAAAGAUGCAAACCGAUAAACCGGUCAGGUGUUUUGCAGUAUGAUGGUGAUGGGAUUCUUGUCCCCGAGCCAUGACCAUUGUUAGUAGUCAUAGUACGUUGCUUAUCACAUCUUAAAUAGUCAAGAGUAUGUUUCUUACUUCUUGUCGAGAGAUGCAGAUAUAGUUGUUGUUGUUUUUUUCUUUUUUUA
Brassica napus (rape) is the source of this 838-nucleotide messenger RNA. RefSeq lists its product as uncharacterized. The coding region runs from base 71 to 724 and encodes 217 amino acids. The record is from RefSeq and is a predicted model, not a curated record. The transcript has a single exon. NCBI's taxonomy places the organism in Eukaryota, Viridiplantae, Streptophyta, Magnoliopsida, Brassicales, Brassicaceae.